Phytomonas sp. Hart1 is the source of this 822-nucleotide messenger RNA. Lineage: Eukaryota; Euglenozoa; Kinetoplastea; Trypanosomatida; Trypanosomatidae. The record is from the annotation of a GenBank genome assembly.
GUAAUGCCAGAACAUACACUUAAACCGAAACUUGUCCUUACUAAGGAUGAAUUUGAGAAGCAUCUGCAACAUUUAAUGUUGCCACGCAAAACUCCUGUGUUGACUGAUCCUUUUCCUCUCUGUCCCUCAAAAAAACUACCCCCUGCAAAGAUCGAUGGCAUAGUUCAUCAUUUAUAUACUCAAUCCAUAGGGAUUCGUUCAGCAAGCAUUGCCGAUUUAGAAGCUCGUAUUUAUAAAACUGAAGGCGUUAAACAUAAACCUUUAGGUCAAGAUGAAAUAGAACUUUCUGUUCGUCGUUUGUUUAAUGAUGCAGUUUUAAGUAAAAGGGAAAAUCUUGAACGGUCCAGGGCGCAAUAUUUAUUUCACUAUCCCUGUACAGAAAAAAAGAUUCCAUUAAAAGACUUGGUUCAACAUAUGUAUUUAGAUCGCAUAGAAGCCAAGAAAAAAACUGUCCAAAUGCUGUAUGAUAAGUACAUACAUUCCACUGAAACUGGUGCGAUUUCUGAGGGCCCUAUUGUGCAUAAUUAGAUAAGCUUAUAAAAAAUAAUAAAAAUAUAUUUCAAAAGUGUUCACUUUCGUAAUUACUGAAAAAGGUCUUGUGUUUGAUGUCCAGAACUGUAAAAUGAAACUUAUUUGUACAUGACAAUUAAUUGUCUCAGUUUUUCGAGCAAGCAGAACGAUGAGAAUGUAAAUGAGUAAUAUAUUUUUAUAUUCUGCUUAGUACCACCUGAGUUUCAAACAAAUUAUGUUUAUUUGUAUAUUAGAUUUUGACUGUUACUUACCCUGGAUAAGUACGUGCUAUAAAGAAGUGUAGAAGGUAAA